This is a messenger RNA of Suillus clintonianus, 3456 nucleotides long. RefSeq lists its product as uncharacterized. NCBI's taxonomy places the organism in Eukaryota, Fungi, Basidiomycota, Agaricomycetes, Boletales, Suillaceae. Gene Ontology annotation, biological process: cytoskeleton organization. The record is from RefSeq and is a predicted model, not a curated record. The transcript has 19 exons. The coding region runs from base 45 to 3308 and encodes 1087 amino acids. Gene Ontology annotation, cellular component: cytosol.
CGUUACGAAUAUCAUAAACUACUGCUUAGGCUACGUCCAUCAUCAUGAGCGGCAUGAUCUUUGCAGCCCCGCCUUCAUACUCUAUUGGGGAACAAGAUGGUGCAAAUACCGCAUCGCAGCUGGGACUAGACUCCAUAACAUUAGGACAGCUCAAGGCGAUGGUUACAUGCGCGCCGAAGCCAAAGCAAUCGUUUUAUGACUUUCGCUACGACGAUGAAGACACGGUUAUGAAUGAAAUCGAUGAAUUUUACUCGUACGUAGAAAUGCCGCAAGUCGCGGAAAACCUAAAAGCAUGGAAAGGCUCUUUUCCCGGAGAGUGGACGAGCACCGAUACUACUCCUGCACAGCGGAAGGCACACGUUGAGGUACUCCUCGAAAGUCUCGAGCAUCGGGACGCAGAGAUCCGAUUUACGAACGCUCGUCGGCUCUUUUACGUCCUGCAAGGUACCUUUGCCGAGACAACGUCUCCAGAGCAUCAGUUGCACUGGAUCUACGAGAACUGCAAGGUCGUACGAAGUGCAAAUGGAUUGAGCACAAUCGUCGAAUCAAUGAAAAUCGCGAGUCAGAAACAUGAUCUACUUUGCUCGCUCUCAGAUGCGGAUACAGCCCACUUCCAGAUUACCCCUACUGAAAAGGCUGACUUUCUAGAAGAGGUCACAACCGAAAUCUCGGUUUAUCUCGGCAUGAUGUACCAUCUCAUCGAAAUAUUCAAGGAACGUGAUGACUUCGCAGAUGAAUUAAUGAGCAUGGACCCGCCGUUACCGGUGUACUUGUUCAAUGUGGUCUCUGCACUUAGGGACAAGAGCGCGAAAGGAUACCCCAUCAAGAAGCUACUCCUUGUGCUUUGGAAGACACUUCUCGCGUGUUGUGGUGGCAUCAGGGAGCUUGCACGUGUCAAGAAGUUGGCCCGGGAAUUUGCCAACCUUCCGUCUGUUCCCGACGAAGCUGUGGCCGUCAAAUGCACCCCGUUUGACAUUGAAACGUUCCGGCAGGAGACUUCGGUGAAAUAUCCGACGUUCACGCCUCCAGUCCCACCUACGCAAGUUGAUAUACCUCCGAUAAAACCCACGCCCUCCGUUUCCACUUCCAAAUUAGCACAGGCAUAUUCUCCUAUUCCUGUCCGCCAUCACUAUCACCACGAUGAUGCAGACUCGCAGCACUCCGGUCUCCCUAGUUCGCUGAAUCAUCAGCCAUUCCAAUCACAUGUUCCCAAUCCAGGAUACCGUCCGGGUCCUCAGCCUGCAACACCUGCACCAUCCCCGCCUCCUUCUCCCAAGCCCAAGAAACAGCAAUAUCAGACGGAUCAAAAUCGGCCAUUUUUGUUUCCCUUCUCGCGAAAAAGUAGAUUCGGCCCUAACAAUGAUCGCUUCGUACCGUUUGCCAUCGACGAGGCGGACAAGCUAUAUAAUCGGCAUAUGUAUGUAAGUCUUUCGCUCUGGCAAAUGUGGAAGACGAGAGAAGAGUGCAUGACUGCCGAGAGCGGGCUUGACUGUAUGCCUGGGUCUGAGGGGGAUGCCGAACCACUCCAAAUUACUAACGAGGAUCUUGAGAUUGCAGAGCCAUUGCUAGAUGUCGCACUGCUAGAUGCGAAGAUCACGGAAGCUGUUGCGGCCAUAGGAGAUGCCGCUUCCCCCGCCCAAGAGCGCAAGGCGAGGGAAAGAAAGGAAGACUUCAUGCGCCUGAAGAGGGUGGAAGCAAUCUAUAGCGCUGUAUUACCCGUCCUAUCAGGAUGGGUACUAGUUUUGCUGAAACUCCUUUUGGCCACUGUAUCCGCUGGGACCGGGCAACAACAAGUUCCUCAGUCGUCAACAUCAUCGGUCUUCCCUCCCGGUGUUGCAUCCCCUCCUGAGCAACCCCCCGCUCCACCACCAACACUCGACGACCUCGAUGUGACCCGGCAUCGCGAAAUUACUUCCAAAGCUGUCUCAGCUAUUUUAUUGCUGACGUUGAAAUGGUUCAAAGCUUCCCAUGUGAUGAAGUUUCAUCAUCUUGGCCAGCUUCUAUUGGACACCAAUUGCUUGCUGCUGAUUUUGAAGAUGUUUGGUCUGCAAGAAGUUUCGUCAUCUGUCGUGUCGAAAGCUGAUUCUCCCGACCACAACUUCUUCCGGUAUUGCCAGAUACAUCACGCAAAGAUCGCUCCACGUCCGCAGGAUGACAAACCUCGUGCUGGUGCCCACGUUGUGCUACAGACAAAAGUUCUUCCGAAUGGCCAAAAGCACGAAGAAGAAGUCGAGAUGCUGACUGAGUUCUCAUGGCGCAACUUUUUUUCCACGAUUAAUUUUGCCAAGAUUAUGCAGAAGUUGUCCAAGAGCCGGUCACAUCGCAUAUGGAUGCUUGUGCAAUACAAGAGCUCGGCGGUGUUGAAACGCGUGCUACGAGUUUCGCAUCCUUUGCUUCAGCUCCAUGUUCUGAAACUCAUCAAGAGUCAAGUACCCUUUUGUGGGAGGAAGUGGCGGCAAUCAAAUAUGAAGGUUAUCACGUCGAUCUACUUGAACUGUCGCCCGGAUCUGCGCGAUGAGUGGCUAACUGGCACCGAGGUUGAUGAUAUCUCUGACGCUCAGGCACAAGAGCAAGCGCUGCGUCACCUCGUCAAGUAUUACAACAACAAACGCUAUGGACCUCAGGCCCCGAGCCAGCAAUCCCAGGCUCAUCGGCGCUCUGUCAGUAUUUCUCACAACAUGGAAGGCCUGCCUCCAGGGUUAGACCUUGGAAAUAUCAUCCGACCAAUUGGCACUCCGAACGUCGUCGAAGCUGAUGUCUUCCCACCUCCGCGCUCUCAAGCACCGGAUCCAUCCAUAUUCCUCCCCUACACUACUGAGGAUCUUGCGUUUGAGGAGGAAUACGAGGAGUACUUGUCUGACCUCGGUUGGUCCGACGACCAAUCUGGCCUCCCACCAUUCGGAACGAUUUCAAUGGGCGGGAACGCAUGGCAGCGACUCCCAGAACUUGUCUCUAGUAUCGCUGACAACAUCAGUGACAGCGAAAGCGUGGUAUCAAUCGGCGACUUGGGCGAUGACUCCAGACUUGACGUCGGUCGGGACGAUCGUGACAUACCAGAUGAAAACCUGAAUGAUUGGGAGCAUAUGAGCCCCAAGACUAUGGCUGCGUUGCCAAAAUCUCCAGCAGGCAACCGUCGGUCUAGUUCAGGAGCGGGACUUCGCCCUGUUUUGCCGUUUGGUCUUGACGAUGAGAAUCCCAUUGACUUGGAGGAUGAUGAACCUGAGCUCGGUCCUAUACCUCGCGAGACCAAUGGUCCUUUCGCUUCUGGUGGUGGUGUUGAUGAAGUCGAGUAUGCUUAUGGCGUGUAACGUGUUAGACUGUUGCGUGUAUAUCUGUUGUUUGAUAUCGCAAGAAGUAAUGUUUUGUUUUUCCUUGAUGGAGGGCAGUGUGUAUUUGGUCAACAUUUUACAGUAUCAUUUUUCACUGAAUCGUCGAUGCAUUGCUUUAGAUGGUCCA